This is a messenger RNA of Alligator mississippiensis (American alligator), 9152 nucleotides long. RefSeq names its product galactose mutarotase (gene GALM). Lineage: Eukaryota; Metazoa; Chordata; Crocodylia; Alligatoridae. The record is from RefSeq and is a predicted model, not a curated record. The transcript is spliced from 7 exons. Gene Ontology annotation, biological process: beta-D-galactose catabolic process via UDP-galactose, Leloir pathway; glucose metabolic process. Bases 118 to 1143 code for a protein of 341 amino acids. Gene Ontology annotation, molecular function: carbohydrate binding; aldose 1-epimerase activity.
GCCCGGCCGCCGAGUCCCGUCUCCAGGGGUUGUCCUUCCUGGGCCGCGGCCGAGCUGUCCCCGCCCAGCUCGCGCGGGUCCCGGGCUCCGGCUGACCCCGAGGGCCCUUCAGGAGCCAUGGCCGGGGUGCAGAGAGAGCUGCUCGGGCACGUGGGCGAAGAGGGGGCUGUGGAAAAGUUUGUGCUGAAGUCAGACAAGGUGAAAGUGGAGCUCCUCUCCUUAGGCUGCAUAAUCACUGCGCUGGAAACCAGAGGCAGGGAUGGCCAAGCCUCCGACAUUGUUGUGGGCUUUGAUCAUUUACAAGGCUAUGUCAACAAACACCCCUACUUUGGAGCAGUCAUUGGGCGUGUUGCCAACAGAAUUGCUAAAGGGAAAUUUAUUCUGGAGGGAAAGGAAUAUCAAUUAGCCAUCAACAAUAAGCCCAACAGCCUUCAUGGAGGAACAAAAGGAUUUGACAAGGUUCUCUGGACCCCCGAGGUGCUGCCAAAUGGUGUUUGCUUCUUCCGAAUAAGUCCAGAUGGUGAGGAGGGAUACCCUGGUAAACUGAAGGUUUGGGUGACAUAUACACUAGAUGGUGGGGAAUUAGCAAUCAACUACAGAGCUCAAGCCAGCAAGACUACUCUGGUUAACUUGACAAACCACGCUUACUUCAAUCUAGCAGGCCAGGGCUCGCGUGAUAUCUAUGACCACGAGGUUUCCAUUGAAGCAGACUCUUACCUGCCUGUGGAUGACAAUCAUAUUCCCACCGGAGAAGUGGCUGCGGUGCAGGGAACAGGCUUUGAUCUUAGGCAGUCUGUGGAGGUUGGGAAUCACCUGAAGAAGUUCCAGCUUGAUGGCUUUGACCAUAACUUUUGUCUGAAGCAGUCAGCGGCUCGGCAGUUCUGUGCAAGAGUUCACCAUCCCCGCAGUGGGAGAACCCUGGAGGUCUACACUACACAGCCAGGGGUCCAGUUUUACACUGGAAAUGCUUUGGAUGGCUCUCUGACAGGCAAGGGUGGCGCAACAUAUCCCAAGCACUCUGCCUUCUGCUUGGAAACCCAAAACUGGCCAGAUGCAGUCAACAAGCCCCACUUCCCAGAUGUGCUGCUGCGGCCAGGAGAGGAGUACAAUCACACAACUUGGUUCAGGUUCUCUGCAGCUUGAGGAAAGUCAGCUCAGUACCCAAAAGCAAACAAACAGCAAUAUGUGCUCCAUACAUUAAGGAAAAAAUCCACUAAAAAUGGUGGAAGGAUCUUCCAAACUACAACAGUGUUAGGCAGAUGUGACAGAGGCAGGGACUUUCGCUGCCUGGGGAUGGGUUGGUAGAAGCAACUAUGGUUGCUUCUCUAUGUUAACUUGACUGUUUCCAUGGAAACCACUGGCAAAACUCUGGUUGCCUCCAGUGAGCGAGGGAAGUAGGCCGGCAGUGAGUGCUUUUGAAAGGCUCCCCCCAACAGCCGUAGUCACCGCUAAAUAUCUUUUCUGUCACUGACAGGAUCAAAACCAGUGAGCUGUCUUUAGCUAUCACCAUAGCCCACUUUCUCCCCUGGCAUUGAGUUAAAUCCUGUCUUUGGUGCAAUGUGAAGCCUCCAAGUCAUCCUGCUCCCCCACACACUUGUCAGGUUGCUCCUGCUAUAUUUGCUAUUAUUAUUUGCUAUUGCUAUUAUUUCCACUAAUUGAGUCCAAAAUAAACCCUUAAUUUUGUAAUGCCCAGAAAUGGACCAAAAAUAAUCAACCCAUCAUUCCUUUUUCUGAGCUGUCCCUGACUGUCCAUCCUCCCUGGCUCUGUCUGAUCUGUCUGGUCUAAUCUGGAAAGUUUUACCUAUACCUGGGUUAGGUAAUGUUUUACCAGUAAGUACACCAGUAGAACCCCUCAUAUGGGCCUACAAGUGACUCACACAGGCUGUUCCUCUUCUUGUCUAGGUAUAGUUAAACAAUACAACAUACUAGUUUAAGUAUAACUAGUACAUUUGCCCCUAGGGACAGAUGUUCUAGCUCCUGUAAGUAGGAACUAAAGCCAGUGGAACUAUGUGGAUGAAGGACUGAAGGGGCUACUCACAGGUACAAGGAUUUGUAGGACCAGGUGCUUUUGAAAUAAGCAAAGCCAGCCUUCUCUUUCAACAAAUAAUACUCACAGAUGUAAUCUCAACAUGCACCUUGUUCUGGCCUGAAGGAGACAGCUUUGUGAAGAUUAAAAUCAGCACAUCUCUGUUUCUUUAGACCAGUGCUGUCCAACUUCUAAGCAGUUGGGGUCUGCGCCAGCAAAGGCAAUGGAUCCCCACUUCACUACAGGAAAUGAAGGACCUGUGUGAACCCCCCCACUUUCACUGUGCCACGUGCAUGUGCCUUUCCCUGUCCUAGCCCUCAGCACCCCAGCUGCAGGCCCCCUGGUGCUGUGCUGCUUCAUCUCCUGAAGGGGCAAGAAGCAGAAAGCAGAGAAAGGAAGGGGAGCCCAAAGCCCCAAGCUGCUGUAGGCAGAGCAAUAGAGUGAGUGGCAGUUGAGUGAGAGCCUGGGGGCUGCACGUGGCCUGGGAGCUGUCAGUUGGGUAGCCCUGCUCUAAGCUUAUGUUAUAUUCACUUCAUUCCUAUGACUGAUCACCACCUCAGUGCGCUUCCCUAGGCAAGAUCUUUAUUGCUCGCUUUCAUUUUACUCCUUCAGUGAAAAAACAACUUGUAGCUUGCAGAUGCCCCAGACCCAAAGUGCAAAGCCAUGAAGUGUCCAGUGGACAGGGUGGGAGUUGUAUAUGUAAAUGCAGCUUUGCCAUCCUGUCUUCCUGGUUCCGAUUUUUCCUGCCCAAGCCCCAGCUUUUCUAAGCUGUGCUGGCUGCCAGGGCACCUGUUACCAAAAUUCUGUUCUGCUAGUGCUCACAGACUGUGAUCAAAUCACUCACAGGCCUGCCAGCCAUGGGAAAGGAGCACUCUACCUGGCAGCUGUGCUGGCAGGGACAGUCAGAGGAAAAAGGAGCAAUGCAGCAGUACACCUGAGCUCUUCCACUACCCAGACCCCAUUCAUGGAAUCCAGCUCUGAUUUCAGCUCCACGGGGCCAGCCCAAGUCCUCUACAAACACUCCUAUAACUUUGGUCACAGGGUGAUGAAACAGGAAGUAGCUUUCAGUCAAGGAGCUGUCAGUCAGGCCCUUCAUUUUCUGUACCAUCCUCUUAUCUCCCUCUCACACAGUCUGUUUCUUCCAGCUCUUCUUCUUGUUGCUCAGUUUUCUUCCAUUUGAGAUUUUCCUCCAGAUUGGUGAGUCUUAAAAGGCAGCUGAUUUUCACUUGGGCCUGAUGUGACUUUCUGUAUAGACAAGCUUCAAGGGAGCUGCAUUUUUAAACUUCACAGCUUGAAGGAGGAUUGAGCCGGCUGAGAAACUUUUUAGAUGCAGGUCAAUUUCAGAUACAACAUGGGCAUUAACAAUAACCCCCACUAUUCCUCGUGGUCAAAGCAUACAGCUAGUUGGCUGUAUCAGACAGCCCAAACCAGUGUGCUAAGACAGCUUUGAGUACUUCUGCACUUCAGGAUAUCUGCACAUUCAGACUCACAUUCUUGUUGAUGUCACCCUUUUGCUCUGAAAGUAUCAGCUGCCACUGUAGCUGCACAAUAGCACCAGAAGUCACCACUGCUCCCAUGCCUUCCACUGCCCCAGGUGUCUGGCUACUUUGUUACACCUCUGCAGCCAGUCAUCUACGGACAUUGUUCCUGUGUGUUCUUACCAAUCUGUUUUCCAGAUGGCACUUGGUUGUUCUGUUUGAUAUUUAACAUCUCAUUUUCCUCCUGGACUGUCCCACACAGACAGCACAGCCUGACCAGCUCUAUACUGCCACCUCCCCCUUGCCAAAAUUACUGUUUGCUCCUACUACACAGCAAGGAAGGGAGCACUUACACACCUUGAGUGCAUUUGGUGGGGGUACUCCACACUUCCAGCCCUAGUAAGAAGACUAGUUCCCAUUACAAUGCUCACCCAGGUAUUCAUGGGGUCAAGAUGAGCAUCAGGAGUGCACCCAACACCUCAAACAGUGCUGCCCAAAGGCCCAGACCCCUGGCAAUGUUCCCAUGUUGUGCCUUGGUGACACAGCAAAGUGAGGCACUUGCCAGUACUGACCUUAACCACCUCACCCAAUCCCCUUCCUCUAAAAGGGGGUUGGUUCCUUUACAGCAAGGAAUAGGUUUGUGGAGGGCUCCCAGGAUGUGGCUGUGACUACAGCAUCUCCAUCUAUGGUUAGCUCUGAGCAGCCUGCCACACAAGAUGUUCCACCAGAUGUCCUGGGAGAAUUCCCAGGGAUAUAUCUGGCCAGCAAUAGAGCCAGAAGAAUCAGAGUAUCAGUCCAGUAACUGACCAGCUAUAUUUGUUUUAUAAAAAGUGGUGGUGGAAGAAGAGGUUUCCUGGAAGGUGGCCAAUUAAUUCAGUUGAGAGGAUUUUGGCUUUGCUAAGAUUUGAUUGGCUUUAGCUAAGGGUAGAAGUCAUGGAAAGUGGUUAUGCAACCUUGUUCACCACCUCUCUACAUUGCACCCAUUGCCACAUGCCUCAAGACACCCACCUUAUGAAAUGCACAAACUAAAGGGGAAGUAUUUCAAACGAUUGCUUUUUAUAUUUUAAUGAUGCUAACUUGGCCACUUGCCUCUCAGAAGGCACAGACAAGACCAAGGAUGUUUUUCUCCAAUGCAUCGUCAUAGUUUGUAAAACUGCCUUUUUCACAAAUGAGAGUUGAGACACAUGCAUGGAGCUGUGACGUUAGCUGCAAACUAUACCCACCACCCAGCAGCAAACGUUUGUCAGUGCUAAAAGCCACCAGCAGUCAGCUCUGUCCUUGCAACUGCUUUUCCCUGUACACUGUCCCAGGGGAGGGGGUUGCUGAUGGUUUUUGGUCAAAGAGCUUCUAGCACAUUUCCAAUCUGUGGGGAAGUCACUGAAUCCCUCAAUGUCAAAGUCCAGUGUUUUUGGCUCUGUUGCCCCUUUCCUGUGGUCGUUCAACAGGCAUUGGUCCAGAACUAUCAGUCAAAUGGUGGUUACCUCAGCAGCUUAUCAGGGUUCUUAGUAAGUGGAGAACUAUGUGUAAACUGAUCUGGCAAAAAGAAAAUUGCCCUUAGCCAAUGCAGUCCACAAAAUUAAUCAGGCACAAAAUACCCUCAACUGCAUUAGCAAUCUCACUCCAGGAUAUCAAAAAAAAACAACAAAAAAAGCAGCACUUUAACAGGCUGCACUUUAAACACCCUGUCCUAGGACAGGGUGUUUGCCAGUCAUCAUCUAUCAGCCUCGAUGACACACCUCUCAAGGCAGUGAACAAGUUCUGCUACCUUGGAUCCACAGUGAGUGACAACCUGUAACUGGAUGAAGAGCUAAAUGUAUGCAUUGGAAAGGCUGCUACCACUUUGAAUAAGCUCUUUAAAUGAGUCUGGAACAACCCAAAACUUACACUCAAAACUAAGCUGUUUAUGUACAAAGCCUGCAUCCUCCAUGUCCUUACGUAUACCAGUAAGACAUGGUCAACAUAUGCAUAUCAAAAAAAGAAGCUGGACAGCUUCCACCUAUGCUGCUUACAGCACAUCCUUAACAUCAAGUGGCAAGACACAAUCACCAACAUAGAAGUGGCUGCCAAAGUCAACCUGCUAACCAUCAUGCUGCACUCCUUAAACAGCAGCAUCUACGCUGGCUUGACCAUUUCUUUAGGAUGGAAGAUGGGCGCAUCCCAAAGAACAUCUCAUAUGGGCAAAUUGUAGGUGGGGAGAGAAGAGUAGGAUGCCUGAAAUUGCUUCAAAGGCACCUGGAAAGCAGGAUAUGAAGGCUUCUGGAAUCAACGCAAACCUUUGGGAGGCCUUAGCAGGAGACGGGACAAAGUGGCAUUCCCUUAAUCAUGGAGUCCAACUUCACAAGGAAUGGUCACUCAAAUUACAACAAAAACAUGACCGAGGAAACAGCUGGUCAGUACAGUAGCCCCUAACUCUAUGUAUACCUGUAACCACUGUGGUAGGACCUGCAAGUCUAAUAUUGGUCUCUACAGCCACGAAAGAAAAUGCACCACCAACCAGUAGAAUAGCUGCAAUAUCCACCAUCACUCGCUGAUGAACAAAUGCCAUUAAUGUAUCAAAUCAUAUUUUUUUUUAGUAUCCAGCCAUAAGAUAAAUAGCUCAUGCAUUAGCAACUGAUCAUUCAUUCCAAAUGCUAGGUACAGUAUAGAAGUGAGCACAUACAGAAUCCCCAGCGUUCUAUUUCUGGGCCUGUACUGCUUAUAGGGGCACUUUCUAGUUGUGUGAAAUGGUUAAGGCAAGGUUAUUAAACAUACAGCCCACCAGCCAAUUUGGUCUGUGAACCUUCUCCAUCCAGCCCACUAGGCUACCAGAGGGCACUGGAAGUUGGGUCUUUUGGCCUCAGUGAGCAUGGCCACUGGUAGCAAGCUUGGCUCACUGCAGCCAAACCCCAUACUUUUGCUUCCCCCACCACCUCCUGCACCACCCCUGCCAAAACCUGUCAUCACCCGACCCUGUAUCUCAUGCCUGCCAAACCAUGCACCCCCAUUGCUGGACUCUGCACUGCUCCUUCUGGCCCUGUGCCACCACCUCAUCAUAGCUGCCACUGCAGCAGCCUUUGUCCCUGGGUUUGAUUUGGCCCACAAGGAGCCCCCCAGUCUCUAUCUGACCUGGGGCCCAAGGUGAGUUUGACACCUUUGGAUUGAAGAGUCUCUUGGUCCACUCUAUUAGAAAGUGUUCCCCUGCCUUUGUAGCUGUCGCACACCAAGCAGGAGAUCACAAUCAUAACCUGUUAUGAGGACAUAAUUUGGAAGGGAAUAAAGUUCCAGUUGUCCAAGCAGGUAAAUGCUGGGCCUGUGCGAGUAGGCAGCUAUUUGAUCCAGCUUCAGAUCUGGCCGCUUUGGAUGCCAGGGAUCCGAUCUGGAGCUCCGGACCGGGUUCCCGCUUUGAUCCGGCCAAAGCAGCUCUGAAGCUUCAGAGCCACCUCGGAGAUCCAGCCAUAGGGUAUAACGGGGAAUCAAUGAAACAUCUGUAACUUUGUUGUUUUUUGUCGGAUUUCAAUGAAACUUGCAGGGGUGGAAGCCUCUGCUGAGAGCAUGAAGCCUGUCAAGUUUCAAGAUCAGUUCAGGGAUUUUGGGGGAACUGUACCCCAAAUUCUUGAAAGCAAAAUUCAUGUCACGUCACCAGGGGGGGAGGGGGGCAUGAAAACUACAGGGUGGGGGUUGCUCCGGGUGAUGCCACGAAGCCUGCCAAGUGUCAAAAUCGGUGCAGGGAUCUGGGGGGAACUGCACCUCAAGCUACUGACAGGCAAAACUCGUGACAUAGAUGAUCACGUGUAUUAAGGCGCAGCAGGCUGAAAACUGCAGGGUGCUCAGGCCACGAAACCUGCCAAGCUUCAAGGAGAUAAAUACAGGGGUUUGGGGAAAACUGCACUUCAACCUGCGGACAAGCAAAACUUGUGACAUGGGUGACACUGUGUUUAAGGUGCAGUAGGCUGAAAGCUGCAAGGAUGGUGGCCCCUGCUGAGGCCACAAAGCCUGCCAGCUGUCGAGAUCAGCGCAGGGGGGUUCUGGGGCCCUGCACCUCUAGCUGUUGACAGACAAAACUCAUGACAUGGGUGCUUGUGCAACUGACCAUCUGUCUUGGGGCAGUUGAUUGUCCGUAUUGAUUCUUUCCUCUCCUUAGUCUGUGGCUUUGUAGGUGUUAAUUGUUGCCAAUUAACUGGUUACAUUAACUAGCAACUGUGUAUUGAGCUGGUCCGAGUGAAUCAUGACAGAUUGGUAACUGGUAACAUAGCUUAGCAGUCAGGCCUGCAGUAGUUCCCCUGCCCCCCAAGACACACAGUUGCACAAGCACCCAUGUCAGGAGUUUUGCAUAUCAGUAGCCAGAGAUGCAGGGUCCCAGAACCCCCCUGCACCUACCUCCUUAACAGCUGGCAGGCUUCAUGACCACAGCAGGGGCCACCAGCCCUGUUUUCAGGCCACACACAGGGUCAUCUAUGUCAUGUUUUGCUCGACAGUAGCUUGAGGUACAGUUCCCCCCAAAUCCCUGCACCUAUCACCUUGAAACUUGGCAGGCUUUGUGGCCUCAGCAGGGGCCCCCCCACCCUGCAGUUUUCACCCCACUGUGUUAUAAUACAUAUAUGUGACGUUUGCUUUCAAGAAUUUGGGGUGUUCCCCCCAAACCCCUGCACCAAUCUUGAAACUUGGCAAGCCUCACGCUCUCAGCAGAGGCUACCAGCCCUACAAAUUUAAUCCAAAUCAGACAAAAAACAACAAAGUUAUAGAUAUUUUAUUGUUUCCCCAUUAUACCCUAUGGGCAGAUCUCCGAAGUGCUUCAGAAAAGCCUAACGAAACCAGUGCUUCGAUCCGGACAUGCUGCUUUGGACGCCGAAGCACGGUUUGAAGCCUCGCACAAACCUAGUAAAUGCCAGACCUUUCCAGAGUCCUGUCAUCAUGCUCUUUACCAGCGCUCAGUGGUGCUUGUGAACAUGUCCUUCUGGCCCAACCACCCCUUAAAACAAGAGUAGCACAUUUUAGCAUUUAAAAUAUUCACUGGUUCUUUGAGGGUGGGGGCAAAGUAAAGACAGAAACUAAUGAAAGCCGCCAUUGCAGUUUGGGCAUUUCCAGGGGGAGAUCCAAAGCAGGUGGAGUGCUGCAGUCACACCCACCAUUGGAUUCCUGCUGCACCCAAAGUUUAAAACCAACUGCCUGACAGUGGAAGCAGCAUUUCUACUUGGGCAGCAGUUGACUUCAUGGCUUAUUGUAAUUUACCCAAUUCCUUCAUUCCACAGAUGUUAAUGUCUCUCUCCUUUCUUAAUGGUUUCUUCUACAAUUCUGCUACCUGUUAGAAGCUACAUUAUCAGAAGCAGCUAUUUCACAGCCCUCCAGACUGUUUUUGACUCCAGUGAAAAAUAUGAACCCAGGUGUAGAAACAAACUCAGGUGAACAUCAAACUCAGUUCUGGAAAUAAAUUUUCAGGGAAACAUUGCACUGUCAACAUUCAUAAAACAAAAUCUAGCUUUUCUUAAGUAUCUAAUAGAGAUGUAGAUUUAAUUCUGAAGACAACAGGUCUAUGGAAACAACAUAUUUUAUGUAUUUUUGCCUAGUUUGUUGCAUUUUUUAUACAUAUGAUACAGCAAAUUAAUACACAUUCCAAUGAUUUUGAUUCAAUGUUAAACUGAAUAAUAAAGCCCUGGGCCCAUUUUAGCAAA